AUGGUCAUGAUGUCAAGUCAACUGUACGAGACCCGAGAACAACACUCGGGCUUCGUCGACAAGACACCGUACGCUCAUGCUUACCAGUCUCGCUUUACAGAAGAAAUCAUCAGCGGCGGGGGCUACAGGACUAGAGGCGUAAACUACUUCGACCUCAAGCUUUUGGAGCAUGUCAACUGCAGCUACCUCUCGACGGAGGGCGUCGCGCCCACGCUGCUGGCUCUCAAACAGCAUGCCCAGUCUUUGGCCAUCCUGAUAUCUCAGCUCACCCCGACGAGCCAGUACGCCGAAGUCGACAACUACAACAACACGAACGCCCGCAUCAACAAGUCAUUUAGAGAGAACGAGGCCUUUGACUGGCUCAACGACCUAAACAAACCCUACGAGAACGACGACGCAUGGCACCAGAAGCCCAUCUCAGACCUCAUGAACAAAGUCAGAAACCAGUCUGACACCACAGGCACGGAACACCACUGCCCGCUCCAGACCUUCUCCCCCGACGAGCUCCGCGUGAAGCCGCGGCCCUACGCCUCGCACGCCGCCCUCGCCAUGCACGCCAACGAGUGCCUCGAGAUGCUGGACCACGAGUACGGCGCCACGGGCGGCCUCAUGUCCCUCCUGCCCACGGACGCCGAGGCCGACGCCCCCGACAUGGUGGCCGUCCGCAACUCCCUCCUCGGCCAGUGGCUCCUCUUCGCGCAGCACCUCGUCGCCCGCAUGCACGACCUCGAGCUCGGCUACGCCAACGCCCUCGAUGUCACCGCCGGCGAGGCCGCCGUCCCCAUGCAGAUGCUCUCCCGCGCCGGGCCCGACGGCCUCUCCGCCGGCCGCGAGCUCGCCUACCCGCAGGACAAGUGGGUCCUCGCCAACGCCGGCGACGACGUCUUCGAGCACCUCCACCGCUGCCUCGACCGCCAGGAGGCCCAGAUCGAGCUCAAGCAGGAGAUCUGGGCCGCCAACGGGACCUACGGCGAGAGGCUGUGGAAUGAGACCCGCGGGGGCGACCUCUACGCGCGCGGGCUCGUCUUCUACGACGUCAAGACCCGGUUCUACCGCCUGCAGGGCAAGGGGCGGUCGACCAUCUUCAUGCUGCCGGCGCACGGGGAGCACCCGGCGGUCGCGCAGACGCGGCGGCUGGAGGCGGCGCCGACGGUGGUGUCGGUGGUGACGCCGACGUGGCCGGCGCGGGUGUCGGAGUGGGAGGGCAAGUACAAGGCGAGGCUGGACGAGGCGACGCGGACGGAGAUCCGGCACCACGAGGCGGCGGCGCUGAACCACCGGAUGCGGGAGCACAACGAGACGCUGGCGUCGGAGCUGGAGCGGGCGCGGUUCAUGAACCGCAAGUUCGAGGAGUACUACACGGCGUCGGAGGCGCGGGACGGGGCGGCGCGGCUGGAGAGGAGGGCCGCGGAGCUGGAGGCGGAGCUGCAGGAGAAGGGGAGGGAGGUGGAGAGGUUGAGGGGGAUGAAGGCGCGGCUGGAGCAAGUCCGGCCCGGGCUGGGGGAUAGCUUUAGGAGGUUUCUGUUUGAGGAGGCGGAUGAUGAUGACGAUGAGGAUGAGCAGAUGGAGACGGGUCCGGAGGGGGUUGAGACGAGGCCUAUCACGAUUGUCAGUUAG
Colletotrichum karsti is the source of this 1617-nucleotide messenger RNA. RefSeq lists its product as uncharacterized. The transcript has a single exon. NCBI's taxonomy places the organism in Eukaryota, Fungi, Ascomycota, Sordariomycetes, Glomerellales, Glomerellaceae. Bases 1 to 1617 code for a protein of 538 amino acids. The record is from RefSeq and is a predicted model, not a curated record.